GCGGGGUGCUCGAAGGGACCGGGAAGACUAACUUUGGCGUGCCUCGUUGUGGACUCUGUCGUGCCCAUGCUGCAAUUUGAUUGGCCGACGAUUUUUUUUAGACGUUUGAUUGGCUGGUGUGAAGUGUCGCCGGGGUGUUGAGGGGAAAUAAAUCAUCGGCAUGUCGUCGAACCGAUUGGACUCGCACCGCAAGUCGUCGUCCAGGUCUCGGUCGCUCUCUCGCUCGUCCACCGGCAUUUAUGCGUCGUCGCCAAUUCCGCAGACGUCCAACGAUGCACCAUCGGUGCAUUCGCCGCUCCUCCUCGAUCCAUCGCGCUCGAGACGUGCUGGGUCGUACACGAUUCGUCGUGAGGUCCUGCUCACAAUUUGCUGCGUGCUAUGCUUUGUGUGUUCUGGGGGUCUCAUUCUCGGAUUUGGUCCAUUCUAUACGACCCUCGUUGAUAGCGAGGAAUGGCACGAGCACUGCCCUCCACACUCGACGGACGUAUGCCCCACGCAAGAAGUGUUUUUACAGGUUGUGUUUUCAACCAGCUUUCUCUUGCUCAGCGCUGCCAACGUCGUCUUUGGUCUGUGCAUCGAUAUCGUCGGCCCUCGCGUCGCAGCCAUCGUGGGUCUCUUGCUUGCGACGGUGGGCAAUCUUUGUGUGGCAUAUGGGGAAUCAACGGUGUACGAUGGCAUCGGCAUUAUUGCGGGGUACGGGCUGAUUGGAAUGGGGGGCAUGGGCCUCUUCCUUUCAUCGUUCCAAGUGAUCAACUUGUUCGAGAACCAAGGCAUUCCUUGCAGCAUCAUGUCCAGCUUGUUUAACUUGUCAGCCUACGUGUACAUGCUACUCAAGGUCCCUGGAACCACCCGCAUCACGUUUUUCGGAUCCUAUGCUAUCGUAUCGGCGCUAGCUCUUGGCGUUUGCUUUGCCACAUACCCCGCCAAGAACAUCCACCAUUCGCGGCCGCACCUCCUCGUGCCUGGCUUGAGCCUGUACAUCCCCACACCACGGAAACCUACGUUGCUGCUGGACGGCCUCAAGCAAGCCCUUCGGUCCGGCGACUUAUGGCACUUUGCUUUCUUCUUUGGCUGGCUCUCGCUCGUGUUUUCGUUCACGGGUGGCGCAAUUCCAAGCAUCAUUCGCCGCACCGCCACGGACAUGGCUGCUGCUGAUGUGUACACCAACUUUCUCUUCCCGACCAUGUCCAACUCGACGUUCUUGUUUGCCCCGUUCAUCGGGUACUGCAUCGAACGCUUCGGCUUCCAGCAAGUGUUUGCUGGCUGCCUGUUCUUGACGCAGCUCUUCCUCGCGACGUUGCUUGUCCCCGUCGUCGAGGUCCAGCUCCUUGGAUUUGUCUUUUGCUCGAUUGCCCAGGCGAGCCUGUACACCCUCCAGUUUGCCUACAUCAUGAUGUGCUAUCCGUCGCAAUUGUACGGCACAUUGCAAGCCUUCGUGACGCUCUUCAGCUUUGCCAUCGGGUCGCUGACGUACUUGCUCAACCCCCUCGCACAACAGUAUUUCGACGGCGACUACACCGCCAUCCUUCUCUUCCUCGCCUUCCCAACGUUGUGUCUCUACGGCUUCCAGCACUACAUCCGGGAAGAAGCGGACGAACACAACGAAGCUGUCCCGUUCGACGAGCCCAUGACCCCUCUGUCAAAAUAACUCCAACACGUGCUCUUUAAAUCGAAUCCUCCGUGCUAUCCAUGCCAUUUUCAAACAGAACGUUAUGACUCACCCGCAGCGAAGCCCGCGUGCCACGGCGACCUUCCCUUUGAAUUGGCCU
Molecule: messenger RNA, 1769 nt
Organism: Aphanomyces invadans
Lineage: Eukaryota; Oomycota; Saprolegniomycetes; Saprolegniales; Verrucalvaceae
Exons: 7
Coding region: 161-1648 (495 amino acids)
Source: RefSeq, a predicted model, not a curated record